AUGACAAUAUUGGACAGUUGUAUGGGAACACACGUCCUGGUCUUCCCUUAUCCAGCACAAGGACACCUGAUACCUACAUUAGACCUAACCCACCAGUUAGCCACCAGUGGUCUAACCAUAACCAUCUUGGUCACCCCAAAAAACCUCCCUCUCUUAAACCCUAUUCUCUCUAAACACCCAUCGAUCCAAACCCUAAUCCUUCCUUUCCCUUCACACAAUUUAAUCCCACCUGGAGCAGAAAACGCCAAGGACUUACCACCAAAUUAUACCCCUAUCAUUGCACAAGCUCUGUGCCAACUCUAUGAACCUUUGCUUGACUGGUUCAAAUCUCACCCUUCUCCGCCUCGUAUAAUAAUAUCUGACAUUUUACUUGGUUGGACCCAAACUCUUGCUUGCCAGCUUAACAUUCGGAACAUCGUGUUUUCACCUUCAGGUGCUAUGGCGUUGUCCGUUAUUUAUACUUUAUGGACGAAUUUGCCUAAGAAAGACAUUAAUGACCAGGUUUUACUUUCGAGUAUUCCGAACUGUCCAACUAUUCGUUGGGAGAAUAUCAGUUCUAUGUAUCGUAACUACAUUAAAAAAGAUGAUUCACUUUCUAAGGUUUGGAUGGAUUUAUUUCUUGGUGACAUGGCGAGUUGGGGACUCAUUUUCAACUCAUUUUCUGAGAUGGAACGAGUUUAUUUGGACCAUUUGAAGAGGCAAUUGGGCCAUGAUCGUGUGUGGGCAGUAGGACCUUUGCUUCCUUGUAACGAUAAAGAUACUGGUGCUUGUAGGCCAGCUGAACGAGGUGGGGCCAGUUCUGUUUCUGUGGAAGGUGUGACAACAUGGCUUGACAAAUGUAAAGAUCAUAGCGUGGUUUACAUCUGUUUUGGGAGUCAAGCUGUGUUGAGAAAUAGUCAAAUCGCGGAGAUUGCGUCAGGAUUGGAAAAAAGUGGAGUCCAUUUCAUUUGGUGUGUAAAGGAGCCCACUGCAGCACAAGGAAGCGGAGGAUCGUACGGUAGGAUCCCAUCCGGAUUUGAAAAUCGUGUGGCAGGGAGAGGACUUGUAAUAAGGGGAUGGGUACCACAGGUUGUGACUUUGGGUCAUCGAGCUAUAGGCGCGUUCUUGACUCAUUGCGGGUGGAACUCGGUCCUUGAAGGGGUAGUGGCUGGUGUUCCAAUGCUGGCUUGGCCGAUGACGGCUGACCAAUUUUCUGAUGCUUUUUUACUGGUUAAUGUCUUGAACGUGGGUAUAACUGUAUGUGAGGGUGCAGAUACUGUGCCUAACUCAGCUGAGUUGGCUAAAGUGUUCGUGAAAUCAGUGAGUGAGAACCUGGUUGAAAGGACCCGAGCAAAGCAACUGAGUAAAGCAGCACUUGAUGCUAUUAAAGAUGAAGGGAGCUCCGCGAAGGAUUUUGAUUGUUUGGUGCACCAUCUGGUUCAAACGAAACUACAAACUAGUUAA
Molecule: messenger RNA, 1443 nt
Organism: Jatropha curcas
Lineage: Eukaryota; Viridiplantae; Streptophyta; Magnoliopsida; Malpighiales; Euphorbiaceae
Product: UDP-glycosyltransferase 89B2
Molecular function (GO): UDP-glucosyltransferase activity
Source: RefSeq, a predicted model, not a curated record